AUGGACAACUCAGCAUUUGAAAUGCAUGAAGAUGCCACGCAGAAUACUUUGCCUGCGGGGAAGAUGAACACCAUCUUCAGAAUGGAAAAGAAGAGGCAGUGGUCAUUGAUGAAUAUUUUCCUGGUAUGUCUCUUGGCCUGUACCAUCACCACCGCAGUAGGAGUACUGAUACUUUCCUUGGUUUAUACUCAGAACUCUCAGCCACAUUCAGAAGUUCAUUUAGUACUCGAAGCCUGGCCUCUGCAAACAACUCCUAUAGUGCAAAAGGCUGUGGAUCCAAAAUUCCAGUUUCUUAACCAUUUACCUAAGUCCAAGGUGUUUGAAUUCCCCGGUGGUGCAAUCCAGUGGGCCCGGUAUAGGAACGAUGUCAAAGACUAUCUCAGCAUCGAAGAAGAGGCUUUCGGCAGCAGCUUGAACAGUCAGAGAUCACACAUGACUCUGGGGACCCUGAGGAUAAAAAGCAAUGGCCUCCGGGCCCCUCACUGGCACUUCAAUGCUAACGAACACGGCUAUCUUGCACAGGGGACGGCGUGGAUUGGGGUGGUUGACGAUGGUGGUGUAGUUACCACGUACAAUGUUACAGCUGGCCAAGUGAUCUUCUUCCCUCAGAAUACUCUGCACUGGAUAAAGAAUGUGGGGGACGAAGACUGCUUUUUCUUGCUCUUCUUUUCCACACAUGAUGAACUUCAGACGCUGGAUGUUGAUGAUGUGUUUUUUUCGAUGCCUGAAGACAUUGCUUCCAGGUCACUUAAGCCUGAAGGUGGAAUUAAUUUCAUUAGAACAUUCCAUAAGCAAAAAGAGGAUCAGGGGGUCAACCUUCCUCCCAACUUGGCAGAACUGGUUAUAAAUCCUAGUUAUGUCCAGUCUCCAGAUAGUCUUGUGUGGAAAUAUUUUUAUGACCUUAAAGGCUCAAAAGAAUAUAGAUUUCCAGGAGGAAUAAUACAACUGGCACAAUACUGGAAAAAUGCAAGUGAACUAAGCAGCCAUGAACAAAUUUUUAGUGAAUUCCUGAAUCAGCAUCAAAAUGCCCUCACUUUGAGUACACUCAGAAUUUAUAACAAUGGAUUACGACAGCCACAUUUUCAUUUUAAUGCAAAUGAAAUGGGAUAUGUAAUAAGUGGAUGUGCUAAGGUUGGCGUUAUUAACACUCAGGGUAUCACAGAGUUUAAUGUUCACAUUGGAGAUGUGGUAUUUUUCCCCAUGGGAACUCAGCAUUACAUUAAGAGCGCAUGUGAUGAGGAUUUGCUUCUUAUUCUUGCCUUCAGCACUGGAGACCAGUUGCAAACCCUUGACAUGGACGAUUAUCUCCAGGCCACAGCAGACCACAUCCUGGCCCAGCUUUUUUUCAAGAAGCAAAGUGAGUUUAAGAAGAUCCCCAAAUUUGAGGAGGACCAGGCAAUCAACCUGCCUUAGAUUUGCU
Messenger RNA from Lynx canadensis (Canada lynx), 1420 nucleotides. RefSeq lists its product as uncharacterized. Gene Ontology annotation, biological process: activation of protein kinase B activity. The transcript has 9 exons. Gene Ontology annotation, cellular component: Golgi apparatus; plasma membrane. Lineage: Eukaryota; Metazoa; Chordata; Mammalia; Carnivora; Felidae. The coding region runs from base 1 to 1413 and encodes 470 amino acids. The record is from RefSeq and is a predicted model, not a curated record.